Coccinella septempunctata (seven-spotted ladybird) is the source of this 2700-nucleotide messenger RNA. RefSeq names its product propionyl-CoA carboxylase alpha chain, mitochondrial-like. Gene Ontology annotation, cellular component: mitochondrion. NCBI's taxonomy places the organism in Eukaryota, Metazoa, Arthropoda, Insecta, Coleoptera, Coccinellidae. The transcript has 10 exons. Gene Ontology annotation, molecular function: ATP binding; propionyl-CoA carboxylase activity; metal ion binding. The record is from RefSeq and is a predicted model, not a curated record. The coding region runs from base 305 to 2458 and encodes 717 amino acids.
CAACUCAACUUUCCAUUUUACAUUUUGUCCUCGAGCGUGUCGCUGCGUUCAGUUUUAGUAUUUUACUCCCGUCAAAUCACUGAAAUUUAAUGAUGGAAAUAAUAAUGUUGAAAUAGUCUUGUAUUCCAAAGUUCGACCUUCAACAUCCUAGCAACAAGCAGACGCAUUAUCGAUGCCCGUUCUCGAUUUCAUUCUAAUCAACCAAGAUUUGUUUGAUUCGAACGCGAUGAAAUAAUUCAGAAGAUAUCUUCUCGGAUGAUACUACAACCCAAUUUUUUUUUUUGUUAGAUUGUGAUUAUCUGAAAUGGCAUCAUAUUUGAUAAAUAGGGUUUUAUUGGAGAGGUAUUUGCCAAAACUAGCGUUGCAAGGACUAGCCUCAACAUGUUCGUGUCCUCGGCUAGAAAAACGUGGUAUUUACACGUUAGAUCCUAUAGAUAAGGAUGAAAGCACCUUCAACAAAAUCCUCAUAGCGAAUAGAGGAGAAAUAGCAUGUAGAAUUAUAGACACAUCCAAGAGAAUGGGCAUUCAAACUGUUGCAGUGUAUUCGGUAGCUGAUAGACAGUCGAAACACGUCAGUAAAGCUGAUGAAGCCUUUUUUAUCGGUCCUGCAGCUGCUUCUGAAUCUUACCUCAAUAUGGAUAAAAUACUGGAAGCCGUAAAAGUUACCAGAGCGGAAGCUGUGCAUCCCGGGUACGGUUUUUUAUCUGAAAAUGCCCAAUUUGUUCAGAAACUGGAGGAACAAGGGGUAUGUUUCGUAGGUCCCUCGGUGGAUUCGAUAACAGGAAUGGGUGACAAGUUGGAAUCGAAAAGGCUGGCGGCCAGGGCCGGGGUAAACACCAUUCCUGGCUACGAUGGCUUAAUAAAGGACGCAGAUCACUGUGUGCAAAUAUCUAGGGAAAUUGGGUAUCCGGUUAUGAUAAAGGCCUCGGCAGGGGGCGGGGGCAAGGGGAUGCGCAUCGCCAGGAACGAUCAGGACGCAAGAACAGGUUUCAAACUGUCUUCACAAGAAGCCAUGUCCAGUUUUGGAGAUUCUAGGAUGCUUGUAGAGAAGUUCAUAGAAAACCCAAGGCACAUAGAAAUACAAAUCUUGGGCGACAAGCAUGGAAACGCAAUUUAUCUCAAUGAGAGAGAGUGCAGUAUUCAAAGACGUAACCAGAAAGUAAUAGAAGAAGCACCCAGCGUGUUCUUAGAUGAGGAAACCAGAAAAGCUAUGGGGGAACAAGCAGUGAGGCUGUGUAAAGAGCUAGGUUACUACUCGGCUGGGACUGUGGAAUUCUUGGUGGACGAAAAUAGGAAUUUCUACUUUUUAGAAAUGAACACCAGGCUUCAAGUAGAACAUCCAAUAACUGAGUGCAUAACUGGUGUAGAUCUAGUGCAGCAGAUGUUGCGAAUUGCUAAGGGUCACAAGCUGAACAUCAAACAAGAGGAUGUGAAGAUCAAUGGGUGGGCAAUAGAAAAUAGGGUUUAUGCUGAAGACCCUUACAAAAAUUUUGGUCUUCCAAGUGUUGGUAGGCUCUAUACAUACAGAGAACCGACUAGUUUACCAGGAGUGAGAUGCGAUAGCGGUAUAGAGGAAGGGAGCGAAAUCAGUAUUUUCUAUGAUCCGAUGAUUUGCAAGCUUGUGUGUUAUGGGAAAACCAGAGAUGAAGCAAUUGAAAGGAGUAUAGCUGCUUUGGAUCAGUACAUAAUAAGGGGUGUGACCCAUAACAUACCUCUGUUAAGAGAUAUACUCACAGAGAAGAGAUUUGUUGAAGGUAGCAUCAGUACGAACUACCUGAAAGAAGUAUACGGUGAUGGUUUUGAAGGAAGAAAACUGGUGGACGCUGACAAGUAUAAGAUGUUAGCAGUAUCCGUUAGCCUAUUUGCGAAAUGGGACACAAGAAACAGGCUGUUCUUGAACGGUCCUAGGAUAAGAAUACACGAGAAAAUACGAGAUAGCUGGGAUCUCGUGGUCAAAAUGGACGAGGAAAACAUUCCAGCAAAAGUAUCACAAACUAAUGGUUUCUACGAUGUGCGAAUAGGUGAUCAAGACUUUAAAAUAACCAAGGAAGACAUCAAUUUGGCUGAGCCCCUCAUUCUGACCAAAAUAAAUGGAGAGGAACCUGUGGCGAUUCAACUGGCCUCCAGGAAUGCCCAUGGGGAACACCAGAUCAUUUUCCAAGGCACAAAAUACGACGUGAAAAUCUACACGAAACCGACAGCAAAGUACAUCGAUUUCAUCAAAACAAAACCCAAAAUCGACGUGUCUAAAAAAGUACUCGCUCCAAUGCCUGGAGUCGUAAAAAGUGUAUCCUGCAAAGUUGGAGAUAAGGUAGUAGAAGGCCAGGAACUUUGUGUUGUAGAGGCUAUGAAGAUGCAAAACUCGAUGACUUGUGGGGCCACAGGUAUAGUCAAAAUAAUGAAUAUUAAAGAAGGACAGACUGUUGGGGAAAACGAUCUCCUUAUAGAAUUGGAAUGAGGAAAUAUACUUCAUGAUUUUGCUGGAUAUGGUGAAAUGACUGGAUUACAGAUACCUCCUGUUAAAAUUUGAUAAUAAUAAGUCUAAUACUUUUAUGUAAGUAAUGAAUCUUUCGAGAGCAUAUGUAUGAGUGUUUAUAAUAUCCUCAUUGUUAUAUUCGAUGUGAAUUAAAAAAAAACAUUUCAAACCCUCCAUUAUAAUAUAAGUAUGAAAAAGAAUGAAUAAAUUCGAUUUUAAGAGAU